This is a messenger RNA of Fomitopsis serialis, 4309 nucleotides long. RefSeq lists its product as uncharacterized. NCBI's taxonomy places the organism in Eukaryota, Fungi, Basidiomycota, Agaricomycetes, Polyporales, Fomitopsidaceae. Bases 176 to 3817 code for a protein of 1213 amino acids. The transcript is spliced from 11 exons. Gene Ontology annotation, molecular function: histone acetyltransferase activity. The record is from RefSeq and is a predicted model, not a curated record. Gene Ontology annotation, biological process: regulation of DNA-templated transcription.
GAGUCGUUGCGCGCUUCGUCGUUCACAGAGACUGCCAAAAAGGGAACAGUUCCACAGCGCCAAACAAGGCCCAAAUAAUCUGGAUCUAGCUCACCGCCGGGCACGACGACGGCGACGUCUUUCCUUGUCUCUGCACCCUUAGCAGCCUCCUGAGGCGAGGAGAGUCUUUGCUGCGAUGAGCGGGGAGGAAUACGCGGCAGCCUCGCCGUUCCAGCCGGAGCAGCACCAUCAAAAUCCCACCUCCAAUAACGGCGGCGACGACAUCCCCAUUGAUCCUGCUCUGAACGCAAUCCCAGUCGACCCGGCGCUGCUUGAGGGUGGAGAAAGAGAGAAUGGAGAGGUCGUCACACCUCGAGUAGUCGCGCCUCAGCCGAAGAUUGCUCAGUUUCGACAGUACUCGCAGGCCCCGCAGGGAGACCCGUUCGCGCCACAGCCGAGCCCCUCAUACUUGCCCAUCGAGGAGCCAACGCCACCGCUUGCAGCGAAACCACCGAAGAAAAAGCGCCAGCCAAAGCGCGAGGAGGAGUGCGGGUUCUGCCAGGGAGACGACUCGAGGAACGGACAGGGACAGGCUGAACGCAUGGUCAGUUGCACGGAAUGCGGCCGGAGCGACAUCGCCGAAACGAUGCAUUCGUACGCUUGGGUGUGUCACAGUUGCAAGAGGUGUGAGAUCUGUCAGAAGAAAGAACGAGAGGUGGUGUUUCAGAACAAGAUGGUCCUGUGCGAACGAUGCGACCGAGGCUGGCAUAUGGACUGUCUGCAACCACCGCUGGAGGAAGCUCCUCCGGGGUCGUGGUACUGUCCGCUGUGCGAGGGCGCCCUCGCGCAGGAAGCACAGUUCCCUCCGCAACCUGAUGUACACUACCCCACCAAGGUCCCACCAGCGGCCAACACUCCUUUCGCCCCCUAUCCUGCACCCCUCCUCGAGCAUCCAACCAAGCUCCCGCCAGAACAUAUCGCGGCAUACCGCUCGUCUUCAGUCGCGUCCUCGUCUCGUCUUACAGAUGGUCGUGGACAUGACACAGCCGGCGCGACGGAUGAGUCUGAGGCCGAUGCAAAUGGGGAGGCGACCCCGGCCGCGUCAAGACAGAAGAGUAAGAAGAAGCAGCGUCCUAAAGGAAAAACACCCAUGCAUGACGACCCCGACGACGAAGCCACGCCGUCGACCCGGUCUCACAAGCGUCCGCGCGUUCGACUGGCCACUCCUGCACAGCCGUCCUCCCCCACGCAGAAGUCCGGGACCGGCCUGCGGAUCCGGCUGCCCUUCCGAGACAAGGGCAAGGCACGCGAAGACGACUCCAGCGACGGGCCCAAGGGGAUGUUCGACGACAUCCUCAGCCCGGAGGACCGCGACAUGACCGAGAUGACGAUCAUUGGGCUGGACAAGCAGCGCUUCGAGAAAAGCCGUGUUGUCGUGGAAGAGCGACUGAACCCGAAGCCGCCUCCGGCUCCGCUGGAGGCUCCAGAGACACCGGGCGCGGGACCGUCUUCGCGACCCUUGCGCUCGACUCGUCAAGCCACAGUUACAGUACCUUUGUCAGAACGUUCGGAGUCUCCUGCGCGCUCAACCCCGGGGCCUCAGGCCCAGAAGUCCUCGGAUGGCUUGCGAAUACGCAGGAUACGGUUUGGUGACCACGACAUCGACACUUGGUUCGACGCUCCGUUUCCAGAAGAGUAUGCGAACAUCUCCGACGGCAGGCUGUGGUAUUGCGAAUUUUGUUUGAAGUACAUGAGGAGCAAGUUUCUAGCGAAUCGGCAUCUGAUGAAAUGCAAGAUGCGGUUCCCGCCAGGAGACGAGAUCUACCGUGACGGCCCGAUCUCCAUCUUCGAGAACUUAUGUUUGCUGUCAAAGAUGUUCCUGGAUCACAAAUCCUUAUUCUACGACGUGGAGCCGUUCCUAUUCUAUGUAAUCGCCGAGUUCGACGACGUCGGCGCACGCUUCGUAGGGUACUUUAGCAAGGAGAAGCGCAGUCCGAAGGAUUAUAACAGACGAGGGUGGGGUCAGCUUCUGAUCGAUUUCAGUAAGAUCGGUUACCUGUUGUCGCGAAAGGAGCAACGGCCUGGGUCCCCGGAGAAACCCUUGUCGCCUUUGGGGGCGAUCAGUUACAGGAAGUACUGGACCUUCGCUUUGCAUAGGUACUUUCGUACGGCCUUGCCCAAUCCUCGCCUUGAAGACAUCAGUGCCGCCACCGCGAUGACGAUCGAAGACAUCUGCAACACACUCGUCCAUCUCAAGAUGAUCAGGAUCGACGACCCAGCGAAUCGAGCGAAGCCGAUGCCUGGGCAGGCCAUCAAGUUCCCGAAGGGCAGGAAGAACGGCAUCGCGAGGAAGCACUUGCAGCGCAGGGAGACGCACGACGACGAGAAGGUCAAAGGGCCGUUCAUCAUUCCGAACAAGUACGAGAUCCGCUGGAACAUGGAAGAGGUCGAACGUUACCUGGCGAGCAUGGAGGCGAAGAACUAUGUCACGCUGAAGCCCGAAAAGCUGAAGUGGAGCCCGUUCAUCGUGUCGAGGACGCGCAAGUCGGAGCAGUUGGCGUCCGCGAACUCGGAGACGGCACGAGCGAUGGGUGCGCAGGCCAUGACAGUCUCCGAUGCCGUGGCAGCAGUGGUCGAGACGGCCACGCCUGGAGCCGUAGCGGACUCUAGCGCAUUUCCUUCUGUGUCGCCGUUUGACCUGUUUGAUGACGACGUGGUGGUCGCAUCCAGUCCAUCUCAUGAAGCCUCUACGGGACGUCCUGGGAUGAACGGUGCUUCCGAUGCCGGCGUGGCUCCCAACUCGGCUCCCAACGACACGCUACCGAUUGCAGCACCAGAGUUCGCGUCGGCUUCAGCACCGGCGCUGGCGCCAGAUCCGCAGCCAGAGGAGAUCCAAACGGAUGAGCAACUGCAACUCGAGCAGGACGAAUUGCUUGCACGGCAGUUAACGCGGGACCUACAGAUGUCUGACCGGUCUCUACGUAGGCGUGGGCAGCCCGAUCCCAAAUCGACAGAGGACGCGCGUCAGCGAGGCCGGGACGAGUCGCCUUCCGUGCGUAAGUCGCGUCCUGCGGCCGCUCGCCGAGCAUCCGUGCGUGUGACGGGGAGCGUGUCGCCCGUGAAGGCUGGGAACAGCGCGCGACGCGUCUCCCAGGACGAUCAUGACGAGACGGGGAAGCGGCCCCUGCGCUCCCGCGCGACGACGGAGCCUGACGUGCGGGCGGCGUCGUCUGCGCGGUCCAUAUCGCCACGCAAGCGCAGGCGGAUCGAAUCACCGCCACCUCCGGAGCCAGAAGUGGCCAGGACGCCGGCGCCGUCCCGUAAGAACUCCCGUCGUGGGGUGACGGAGGACCCUGCUCAGUCUCCUGCUCUGCCACGCAGUCAGCGCAAGCCCACCAGGCGGAACACGGAUACGAACGCGAGGAUGGCGUCGGCCUCGCCUACCAAGACGCGACGCUCGCCGAGGAAGCCCACCAGCGACAGCAAGAUGCUCGAUGAGCCUCACGGCGGUGAGGAGGAUAAGGGCGAGCCUGACGUGGAGAUGCAAGACGAGAGUGCGAACAGUCCGCUCACCGGGGUGACGAGUCGCCAUAGCGUGCCCAGCGAAGACACCGUGGUGGUCACGCCGACCGCCGGCGGCAUGAACAAAGCAUCCCCUGGCGGUGUGCCACCUGUAUUGUCCACUGUUGACGGAAGCCACGCGGCGGAGUACGACGGGGCGGACGUGAUGGAUGUGGACGAGGAUGAGAAGGACGAGGACUACACUGGGAACAACGAUGAUCAGGACGCGGAGGGCGAGCCGGACAAUGACGGGGAGCCCAACCUCGGCGAGGGUUGAACCAUACAUGUUUCUAUAUUAUUUUUGCGGUCUGUAUUGCGCGGGUCCUGUUGCGUGUUAGACGGUGUAUGAUGUACUAUACCUGCGUUGAUGGUGCUUUCUGUAGUUUAUGUCCGGUUUAUGCCGACACGUAAAGGUAUGCCGAGGUUUGGCAGAGACGAUGACGGUGCGCCGGGAGGCGAGGCGGGGGACCGGAGUCUCUGGUCUGAAUAGGUAAGGCCAGGCUAGGGAGACUGUCUGAAACGGAAAGGAUGUUACUCUCACCCCAAUAACAAGUCUUUUUGCUCAUACUCACAGGGCCAGAGAAACACCGUUCCUGCGCGCACCACGAAACUAUAAACGGCCGGGGGCAGUGAUACCUGCCGCCUGACUAGGUCACUAGCAAGGUUGGAGACUGCGCUUUUUUGGCCGCUUCUCAUGCACUGGUAGGACCAAGCGGCUUCGCACGAGCGAUCUUCUGGGAAGGGGGGAAGGCACGGUGUGGAAGAAGAG